AAAAUAAUCCUAGCAUGUACAAUGUGCAACUGCAACCAAGACGGUAUGAACCUAACCUAAAAACAAGGAAAAUGACUUAUUCAUUAAACCAUUCACUUCUGGUUUUUGCCUAAAUUGCAAUCACUUAAUUCUCUUUCGCUUUUUUAUUUCCUUCUUCCAACAAGAGACCAUGGCUGAAGUCUUCCUGGGACAAGCACUUGCCACUUCAAUCAUUAAGGUGGCACUUGGUAGAUUGGCCUCUCCUGAGGUCAUAGACUACUUCAAGAGAAGGAAACUUGACGAUGAAUUGCUACGAAAGUUGAAGGUUAUGCUAUUAUCUGCUGAAUCAGUGCUCAUUGAUGCAGAGGAGAAGCAAUUUACAAACCCAGCUGUGAAAAAUUGGCUGGACGAGCUUAAAGAUGUUGUUUAUGUUGCAGAUGACCUUCUGGAUGAGAUUGCCACUGAAGCCUUACGAUCCAAGUCAGAAGCUGAAUUUCAAACUCGCACCAGGAAGGUAUGGCGCUUCGUCUCUACUUCUGUUAAUUCAUUUGACAAAAAGAUACAGUCAAAGCUAAAAAACAUUCUAAGUAUAUUACAAAUAAUCAUAGAACAAAAGAAUGUCCAUAAUCUGAAAGAGGUUGCCGGUGGAGUACCAUUACCACCACGACAAUUAACAACUUCUUGUCCUGAAGAAUAUGGUGUGUAUGGUAGAGAUAUAGAUAAGGAGGAGAUAUUUAAGAAGUUGCAAUUAGAUAAUGCAAAUGGUGAUGAGAUAUGUGUUGUUCCUAUAGUGGGCAUGGGUGGGGUUGGUAAAACAACCCUUGCUCGGCUUGUAUAUAAUGACAACCGAGUAAAGGAGAAUUUUGAUCUCAAAGCAUGGGUUUGUGUUUCAGACACAUUUGAUAGUUUUAGAAUAGCAAAAACUAUUUUUGAAGAGCUCUCUCUGCCUAACUGUGACAUUCAUAGCUUGAAUUUGUUACAAAUUAGAAUAAGAGAGAGCUUAAAGGGAAAGAGGUUUCUCCUUGUUUUAGAUGAUGUUUGGAAUGAGAGUUAUAUUGCUUGGGAUGAGUUCCUUACGAUGUUUAGAUGUGAGGCAAAAGAGAUCAAAAUCAUUAUUACAACACGUAGUGAAAUUGUUGCGUCAAUUGUGCACCCAAUUUCAAUUCAUCAUCUAAUGCAAUUGUCUGAAGAAGAAUGUUGGUUGCUAUUUGCAAAGCAUGCAUUUAAAAAUGGAAAAUUGAGUGAAAAUUCAGAUAUAGAACAAAUUGGUAGAGAAAUUGUUCGCAAGUGUAAAGGCUUGCCUUUAGCUGCAAAAGCACUUGGGGGUAUGUUGCAGUCUAAACAAGACCUAAGAGGGUGGAAUCAUAUUUUGGAGAGUGAUAUAUGGGAUCUACCAGAAGGUGAAAGUUCUAUCCUUCCAGCUCUAAGAUUGAGCUACAACUAUCUCCCAUCACAUUUGAAACGAUGCUUUACUUAUUGCUCAAUCUUUCCAAAGGAUUAUGAAUUUUCAAAGGAGGAGUUAGUCUUGUUAUGGAUGGCAGAAGAUUUAUUGUUGAAACCCAAGGGAAAUGAAAGUAUGGAAGAAAUAGGUGAACAAUACUUUAAUGAGCUAAUAUCGAGGUCAUUUUUUCAACGAUCAAAUAAUGAUGAACCAUGUUUCAUAAUGCAUGACCUUUUUAAUGACUUAGCAAAAUUUAUAUUUGGAGAAUUUUGUUUUAGGCUGGAGAUUGAUAAUUCAUGUGAAAUUACAAAAAAAUGCGUCAUUUGUCAUAUUUUCCAACUAAAUUUGAUGUCCCUAAGAAAUUUGAGGUGUCUUAUGAAGCCAAGAAUUUACGAACCUUCUUGGGACUAAAAUUGUCAUCUACGUCAAAGUUUC
Quercus robur (English oak) is the source of this 1855-nucleotide messenger RNA. Its product is annotated as putative disease resistance RPP13-like protein 1. The transcript has a single exon. NCBI's taxonomy places the organism in Eukaryota, Viridiplantae, Streptophyta, Magnoliopsida, Fagales, Fagaceae. Gene Ontology annotation, molecular function: ADP binding. The coding region runs from base 170 to 1831 and encodes 553 amino acids. Gene Ontology annotation, biological process: defense response to other organism. The record is from RefSeq and is a predicted model, not a curated record.